Emiliania huxleyi CCMP1516 is the source of this 616-nucleotide messenger RNA. RefSeq lists its product as hypothetical. The record is from RefSeq and is a predicted model, not a curated record. The transcript has a single exon. Bases 54 to 359 code for a protein of 101 amino acids. Lineage: Eukaryota; Haptophyta; Isochrysidales; Noelaerhabdaceae.
GGCAGAGAGUUGUCUUUCGGCAGCACGGGGGGUGAGAGCGUUUGGCGUGGUCGAUGGUGCACCGCCGUCACGGUCACACGCACACACACGCGCGCGCCGCGCGCGCGCACACCACUCACACACACACCCAUCCUGAUCGCGCCGUGCGCUUGGGGGGCCCUCAGGUGUGCAUCCGCAAGGUGAAGCGGACGCGCAAGCCCAAGCGGAAGUUGCGCUACAACGAGGAGGAGGGCGGCGCCGGGGCCGACGCCGACGCCGAGGAGGAGGACGACGACGGUGAUGGCGACGAUGACGCUCCGGCUCCGCCCGCCAAGCGCCGCAGCACCCGCGCGCAGCAGCAGCGCCAGGGCGCGCGGUGAGACCUCUCGCCGACGCUUGAACCGGCUUUGCUGCACUCUGCGACGCUGCGGUACGUGUGUACCUGUCUAGUAGUGACCGGUGGAGUGAGCGGCGGGCGUGAUGUCACCGGUUGAGUGCCAGUGUGCGUGCAGAAUCGGCGAUCGCUGCCCCCGUCUGGCCUGUCCUGGCGGCGACGGACGUGUUUGAGGGAGAUUUCGAGGUGACGUCUUUGCCGUCCCUAGCCUCCAAGUGUCACUAAGUAAUGUGCAACACCCUC